Cylicostephanus goldi is the source of this 210-nucleotide messenger RNA. The record is from the annotation of a GenBank genome assembly. Lineage: Eukaryota; Metazoa; Nematoda; Chromadorea; Rhabditida; Strongylidae.
GAUGCCAGAAGUGGACGGACAAUUGUACACUACGCCAUCGAAACUAUGGAUCCACAAAUUAUUGAGGUCCUGAAAAACAAUGUCGAGGAAGAAUCAUGGACGGAAUUGGUGAAUCUUGCAGAUUUUAAUCAGGAAAAACCUAUGGACAUGUUCAAAGCCGGAAGAUCCCUAUCGCAAAACGAGUCUGCCAGGUAUAUCCCCUGCUUUUGA